AGGAUGGGCACGCUGAGGAGAUGUCGUGUGGGUGCCCCCGCGCCGGGGCACCGAGGCUGAAACGCGGGCGUCGGCCGCGGGGCCGUCGCGAACGAACUUCUGCCACGCUUCAGAACUCUCUUCUCCAUCUGUCCCAAGGCUGAGACAUCUACAAGCAACGUGGAGCGCGGGCCUGGAGGCCUGGAGGCUUGAAGAGCAAGGGGGGAGGCAGGAAGGCAGACAGAAGGCCUUAAAGCCUUCAGACCAAAGGGAGAUCUCGAGGCCAAACAGGGCUCGUAGCACACAGGGAGGCCAGGGGGUGUAAAACCAAGAGGAUGGCCGGGAGGCCUGGAGAGAGGCCACAGUCCAGCCAAGAGACCUAGAGGCAUGCAGACCCAGAGGGACCCGCAGCCAUUUGGAGGAAGUUGGGGAAGCUCCAAACCGGCACUGGAAGGUGGAAGGAGAGGACAGCCGCCGCCCCGCGUCACCCCGAGAGUCUGCGUCCCGUCCGUGUGCCAUCUGGGCCCUGGGGGAACCAUGUCUGCGGGGGGGGCUCCCCAGCCUGCCCACAUCCUGAACCUGCUGCCUUACCCCAGGCUGAACGAGGUGCCCAGGGCUGGACAUGAACUGGGUUCUGCGGGUGCAGAGAUCCCCUCUGACCCCUGCACAGGCUACAGAUUUUUCAAGCCCGGUGGCUUGUUCGGUAUUAAACAGUCGGAGGAGCCGUUCCCUGAAGGCCAGCAGAUGCAGGAGGACAGCAAGAUCCUCGUGAGCCCCUGUGCAGUUGAGCCUGUCCGAACGAACAAGGUGGAGCAGCCUGAUGAGAAGCCCGGGGUUGCUGCAGGCUCUCUGGAGCUGUACCCCACCGGUGCCAGCAGCUCCAGCCGCUGGUUCCAUGGCGGGCAGCGCGCACCCGAGCGGGCAGGCACGGAGCGGGACGGCGCGGCCGGCCUCAGCCCGCUGCCCUCCAGGGUGGGCUGCUGGGUGCCCCAGCUUGGCAAUGGCCCCUUCCGCUGCGCCCAGUGCGGGAAGGGCUUCCGCCAGAAGCAGAGCCUCAUCACUCACGAGAGGAUCCACACCGGGGAGAAACCCUACAGGUGCGGGGAUUGCGGGAAGAGCUUCAGCCAGCGCCCCAACCUGCUGACCCACCGCCGUGUGCACACUGGGGAGCGGCCCUUCCCCUGCACGCAGUGCGGCAAGAGCUUCAGCCAGAAGGCCAACCUCCUGGCCCACCAGCGCAUCCACGCCGCCAACGAGAAGGCGCUGGCAGGGGGUGAGCAGGAGGACGGUGGCUCCGGCAAACCGAAGCUGCGGGCUACGCAGCGCAGCUACCAGGACGACACCCCUUUUGUGUGCCCUGAGUGUGGGAAGAGCUUCCGGCAGAAGCCCAACCUCAUCACGCACCGGCGCAUCCACACGGGCGAGCGGCCCUUCACCUGCUUCCUGUGUGGCAGGAGCUUCAACCAGAAGACCAACUUGGUGACGCACUACCGCGUGCACACCGGGGAGCGCCCCUUCGCCUGCACCCAGUGCGGCAAGCGCUUCACACAGAAAACCAACCUCGUGACACACCAGAGCACCCACACUGAUGUCCGCCCCUACCCCUGCGGGCAGUGCCAGAAGUGCUUCAAGGACAAGGUGUCCCUCAAAGCCCACCAGAAGACACACGCCCCUCGCCAGCGGAGGUGCCCGGGCCGGGGUCCAGCUCCCACCCUACCCUUCGGGGCUGCACCCACACUGCUGCAGCCAGGCAGCCUGGAGCAGGAGGCUCCUUUCAGCUCCAUGCCACCGCUGCCUGUUCAGAAGAUCCCCGAAGGCCAGGAGCUAUACUCGUGCACGGAAAAGGGCUUCCCCUCGAAGGAGCAGCUGCUGCCCACACAGCAGGCCCAUCUAGGGGAGCAGGCCUUCCCCUGCGUGCAGUGUGGGGAGGGGUUUUGCCCCAAGGUGACUCUGCUCCGGCCGCAGCAUGGCCCCGCCACAGAGGCUCCUGCUGGCUGCACUGCAGGCUUCAGCCCCGGCCCGCACCUCCUGGGGCACCUCGGGGUGCAGCCCGUCCUCGGGGACGGCACGGCCCCCACACCGCCCACCCCCGGAGCGGAGAAGCCCUUUAUCUGCAAUCAGUGUGGCAACAGCUUUGGCCUGUGGAUCUCCUUGGUUGCUCACCAGAAGACUCACGUGGGGCAGAAGUCCUACCAGUGCCCUGAGCACGACAAGAGCUCCGGAGAUGAGCUGUCCACCAAAUCUCCCCAGGAGAAAGACAUGGAGGGGAGAGCCUGGCUGUGCCCUGAGUGUGGGAGAAGUUUUGUGCAGUAUGAGCGUUUGGUAAAGCACCGCCAGAACCACCGGGGCCGGGGUCCUUAUCGCUGUGACGUCUGCGGGAAGAGGUUCAGCCUGAAGACCAACCUGGUGACUCACCAGCGCAUCCACACCGGCGAGCGGCCCUUCACCUGCGGCGUCUGCGGCCGCCGCUUCAACCAGAAGGGCAACCUGGUGACGCAUUACCGCACGCACACCGGGGAGCGCCCCUUCGCCUGCACCCAGUGCGGCAAGCGCUUCGCCCAGAAGCCCAACCUCAUCGCCCACCAGAAGACCCACUCGGGCAGGCAGCCCUUCACUUGCCUGGAGUGCCCAAGCGCUUCAAGAGCAAGCUUUCCCUCCGGGUCCACCAGCGCGUGCACGUGGUGGAGCGGCCCCAGAGCGAGCUCCCGGUGUGAGUGA
Messenger RNA from Meleagris gallopavo (turkey), 2697 nucleotides. The record is from RefSeq and is a predicted model, not a curated record. Lineage: Eukaryota; Metazoa; Chordata; Aves; Galliformes; Phasianidae.